UAAUAAAUUUACGCAUAGUUUGACUAAUUUAUGAUCUUUUAAAGUCACAUAAAAUCACAUUUCUGUGCAUAUUCAAAAAUACAUGUGAUAUUACAAUCUAAAUUCGGGGUAGAUGGGAAGAUCUGUCCAAAAUCCUUACAGUCAACCAAAACAACCAUUUCAUAUUUUAUUUUGUUUGAAUUAAGUCCGUGUAUAAAUCGGAAGGAAUCAUUCUGCUUGGAGAAGAGGGAAGCAAAACAAAUUAAGAGAAAACAGCGCAUUAUAGAGGAAAGUAAAGAUGGGAAGGUCUCCUGGUUGUGAUGAGAGUGGCCUCAAGAAAGGACCCUGGACCCCUGAAGAAGAUCAAAAACUUGUUGACUAUAUCCAAAAACAUGGCCAUGGAAGUUGGCGAGCUCUCCCAAAGCUUGCAGGUCUUAACAGAUGUGGCAAGAGCUGUAGGCUAAGGUGGACAAAUUACCUGAGGCCUGAUAUCAAGAGAGGAAAAUUUUCUCAAGAAGAAGAGCAAACAAUUCUGAAUCUUCACUCCGUUCUUGGAAACAAAUGGUCUGCUAUUGCCAGUCACCUCCCAGGCCGCACAGAUAAUGAAAUCAAGAAUUUUUGGAACACCCAUUUGAAGAAGAAGCUGAUACAGAUGGGUUUCGAUCCUAUGACACACCAACCAAGAACUGACCUACUUGCGAGCUUGCCUCAUCUUAUGGCCUUAUUGGACCUAAAAGACCUAAUGAACCAUCGUCUAUUAGACGAUCAUUCCAUGAGAUUACAGGCAGAAGCUGUUCAAUUAACUAAGCUUCAAUAUUUGCAGUAUCUUCUCCAAUCAGAAAAUUCAAUCGCCUCUAACUCUUAUGGCCAAAAUGGUAUUGCAGACGUGGAGAUUCUCAAUUUGUUAAAUCAAAUUCCUGCUAUCAAAGAAACCCCAUUCCUAAAUUCAUCACAGUUUGAGAAUCCAGCCUCAUCAUAUUUCUUUGGACUGGCUACCUCUCAACCACUCCACUAUUCAAAUCAAUUACCUCAAAUGUCUGACCCACAAGUCCUUUUCAACAAUCAACCAUCUUUGAAUAGUGAGAUUGGGCAAGCUGCAACUUUAACUACAAUGGUCAGCCAAGGAGAUAACAAUAAUAAUAUUGACCCAUCUGAUUCUUUAUGGGUACUUCCGUCUCCUACUUCUUCAAUUCCUCCAACUUUACCAGAGACUUCAAUGAGCAAUCCAGGGGAUGCUUUCAGCGCUGCUUCUAGCUCUGGUGGAGGAACUUAUUCCCAUUGGCCUGAAAUCUUUCUUGACGAUGAUUCUAUCAUGCAUGAAAUUUCCUAGCUACUGAUUAAUAUCUGAGAGGUUUUUGGAGUUGAUCCUUGUGUUUGAUUUUUUUAUGCUUGGAAUAACUAUAGAAUUUCUACACACACACACAUACAUACAUGUAUGCUUAACACACAUGCAUAUAUAUGCAUGUGCAUGCGUGUGCAUUUAUGUCUUAUACACAAGAAGAUAUACAUAUAUAUACAUAUCAUUGUACAUAGUCAUCAUGGAACUAGCUGCUUGAAAUUCUUGUUCCAUUCAAUAUAAGGAUUGUUGCGA
Messenger RNA from Manihot esculenta (cassava), 1570 nucleotides. Its product is annotated as transcription factor MYB93. The transcript is spliced from 3 exons. NCBI's taxonomy places the organism in Eukaryota, Viridiplantae, Streptophyta, Magnoliopsida, Malpighiales, Euphorbiaceae. The coding region runs from base 278 to 1309 and encodes 343 amino acids. The record is from RefSeq and is a predicted model, not a curated record.